UGCCGCCGCCGCCGCCGCGCCGGCCCGGCCCACGGUGAGCCUCCCGGAGCCCGCCCUGCGCGCCGCGGCGGCGAUGACCGGGGAGAAGAUCCGCUCCCUGCGGAGGGACCACAAGCCCAGCAAAGAGGACGGGGACGUGCUGGAGCCCUGCGAGGAGGAGGCGACGGCCGCGCUCGGCGGCGCCUUCACCGGGGGCAGAAGCGGAGCGGGCGGCGGCAAGGGCGGCAAGGCCGGCCAUAAGAUCUUCAGCCACCACCACCACCACCACCGGCUGCAGCUGAAGGCGCCCGCCGCGCCCGGCCCCGGCGCCCCGGCCCCGCCGCAGCACAACGCGCUGCCCGCCGCCUGCCCGACCCCGGCCUGCCUGGGCGGCGACCCCGCGGCUGUGGUCGCAGACGGAGGCGGCUGCCCCUCGCUCUACCCGGUGCACGAGUGCGUCUUCAAGGGGGACGUGAGGAGACUGUCCUCGCUCAUCCGCACGCACAAUAUCGGACAGAAGGAUAAUCACGAAUGUGCACAUUUACUGUUGGCUCACAAUGCUCCAGUAAAGGUGAAAAAUGCUCAGGGAUGGAGCCCUCUGGCUGAAGCCAUCAGCUAUGGAGACAGACAGAUGAUUACAGCUCUUCUAAGGAAACUCAAGCAGCAGUCCAGGGAGAGUGUUGGAGAGAAACGACCUCGGUUAUUAAAAGCCCUGAAAGAGUUAGGUGACUUUUACCUAGAACUUCACUGGGAUUUUCAAAGCUGGGUGCCUUUGCUUUCCCGAAUUCUGCCUUCUGAUGCCUGUAAAAUAUACAAGCAAGGUAUCAACAUCAGGCUUGACACAACUCUCAUAGACUUUACUGACAUGAAGUGCCAACGAGGGGAUCUAAGCUUCAUCUUUAAUGGGGAUGCUGCCCCCUCUGAGUCCUUUGUAGUGUUAGACAACGAACAAAAGGUUUAUCAGCGAAUACACCACGAGAAGCAGAGAGAACAGCUAUGCCAGUCUGCUUGUCUGAGGUCAGUCCCUCGAACCAGCCACACACAGCAGUCCUUUGAUUUCCAUGAAUCAGAGAUGGAAACAGAAGAAGAAGUUGAUAUUUUAAUGAGCAGUGAUAUUUAUUCUGCAACUUUAUCAACCAAAUCUAUUUCUUUCACACGUGCCCAAACUGGAUGGCUUUUUCGGGAAGAUAAAACAGAAAGAGUAGGAAACUUUUUGGCAGACUUUUAUCUGGUGAAUGGACUUGUUCUAGAAUCAAGGAAAAGAAGAGAGCACCUCAGCGAGGAGGACAUUUUGCGGAAUAAGGCCAUCAUGGAAAGCCUGAGCAAAGGCGGGAGCCUGACGGAGCAGAACUUUGAGCCGGUUAGAAGACAGUCCCUUACCCCUCCUCCUCAGAACACUAUUACGUGGGAAGAAUACAUAUCUGCUGAAAAUGGAAAGGCACCACACCUCGGCAGAGAACUGGUGUGCAAAGAGAGCAAGAAAACAUUUAAAGCCACUGUAGCCAUGAGCCAGGAAUUCCCCCUGGGAAUUGAGUCAUUAUUGAAUGUUCUAGAAGUAAUAGCACCCUUCAAGCACUUUAACAAGCUUAGAGAAUUUGUUCAAAUGAAGCUUCCUCCAGGCUUUCCUGUAAAACUAGAUAUACCCGUGUUCCCCACGAUCACAGCCACUGUGACUUUUCAGGAGUUCCGAUGUGAUGAAUUUGAUGGGUCCAUCUUUGCCAUCCCUGAAGACUACAAGGAAGACCCGAGUCGGUUUCCUGACCUUUAACUGAUCUAGAAGAGAAGAGACUCCAGGUGGCAGGGACAGAGCUUCUCUUUAAGCAGAGAGUCGACACAUCAGUGAUGUGAUGAGAAACUGACCUCUAAUAAAACAUCCACAGCUUCCUGAUGUGCCAUUCAUUCAUCUUUUUAAAGUCACCACUUCCUGUCUGUAAUAGUUUGACACCCAGUGACCCUCAAACCUUCCUAUGUAAAGCAGCUGUGAGUGCUGUGAUUUGUUUUUAAAGAUUUUUACACUUCUUGUUGAAAUAUAUAUGCAUAUAAAUAUAUCUAUAGCUAUAUCUAAAACACUCCUGGACCAUUAACAUAAAUUCAGUGUCUUAAGAGAUAUGAAACCCUUUGAAACAUGUCGCCUUUAUCGAGGGUGGCAUGUAUACAUGUUCCUUUAAACUUUGUUUUCAUCAUUAUGUAUAGUUGUACUUGGAUGUUCAGUGAACUAGAAGGAAUGCAGUUUUCUGAGGUGAACAGAACAAUGGUGACCAUCAAAAAGUCGCAUUCACAGUUUGCUGCAAUACAUUCCGAGGGA
Molecule: messenger RNA, 2284 nt
Organism: Acomys russatus (golden spiny mouse)
Lineage: Eukaryota; Metazoa; Chordata; Mammalia; Rodentia; Muridae
Gene: Ankrd13c
Product: ankyrin repeat domain 13C
Exons: 13
Coding region: 74-1747 (557 amino acids)
Cellular component (GO): cytoplasm
Source: RefSeq, a predicted model, not a curated record